Xenopus tropicalis (tropical clawed frog) is the source of this 951-nucleotide messenger RNA. RefSeq names its product small cell adhesion glycoprotein (gene smagp). Lineage: Eukaryota; Metazoa; Chordata; Amphibia; Anura; Pipidae. Gene Ontology annotation, cellular component: cytoplasmic vesicle membrane; plasma membrane. The record is from RefSeq and is marked provisional.
UGCACCUGUGGCUGCCGUGUAUCCGCCCCGCACUGCGCAGCAACCGGCCUCCCAUGAGUGCAACAGCGAUAUACCACUAACUUAAAGUUGAAACUGUAAGUUUACAUCAUGAGCAUUUUACCAACAACAGACAGUGUACCAGAGGAGGCAAUAACCAAGGCAUCUGGUGAUGUGGAUGGUUUUGAAAAAGCUGUCGUCGGAGGUGUAAUUGCUGCAGUGUUCAUAACACUUAUUACUGUUGUGGUGCUGAUCACAGUCUACUUGUACAAGCAUAAAGGCAGCUAUCGUACUAAUGAAAAUCUAGAGGAUGUGGAGGCAAGCAAGACCCUACAGAUGGAGGACAGUGCCCUCACCCCAGAAAAAAAGGAAUAUUUCAUGUAGCUGCAAAAUGUUUUGGACAGUUAAUGAAUCUUAAUAUCUGGAGGACUCUUUUGCUGUGGACUUCUAUAUUUGUGGAAUAUUUUGACUUGCCCCCUCCCCCCAGUCAUGGUUGGCUGGACUGUAACUGUGAAGUAUAGAGGAUCCAUUCUUCCACAAUGGUGGUCUCUCUGGUCCCUGGCAAGGAGAUGGGUGAAAGAUUUAUUUUUAAAUUGCUGCAUAUGGAAAUGUAAUGUAAUGCAUACUUUUGGUUCUUAAAGCACAUUUUGAAUUUUGUAACACACCAGCACACCUAAGGUUCUUGGGCACUGUUUUAGUAGAAGCAACGAGUAUUUCUGCCCCCUCCUUGCCCAGCACUUUUAUUGCAUUUCAUUUUUCAGCACUGGAGCUUUCUAUUCUGGAAAUACCUUUUUUUUUUUAUAUAAUUUAAUAAUGUUGCAAUGGAUUUAUUCUAGUCAAGGGGACCUCGCUCUAGUUAGAAGUGUAGUGAUUUGUUCCUGCAGAGCAUACAAAUACAGUGUAAGUCCUUGCUUCAGCAUAUUUACUGAAGAAAUAAAAGAUUCUCAUUUUAAA